GAAGAAUGUAGGUCCUCUUUAAAUACGGAAGUGACGCGAAGUAGUCUUUCCCAAGAAGGGCACUUGAUUAAACACUUGAAACGAAGAACGGAGAGAAAAUGGAUUUUGGGGAUCAUGUCUACACGAGCACCAUCUAUGACUAUCAAAGCCCCUCUGACUUCACGCAUAAAAGUGAGUACAGCGAAAACGUAGAGUUUAAAUUACGCCAGUUCACCUGGACACUCACUCUGCCCCCCUAGCAAGUGGACUCCAUCGGGAAGUACUUAGGGAGCAUGCUUAAACAAAACAUCACUUUAAUAUAACCCGUAUAUAAAGGGAGUAUAGCCCGUUUUAGAGUUAUAUUGUCGUUAAAUGUUUUCUUGUUUGUAUGUUUCUCAUUCUUAGUGACUGAUAGAGAAGUUGCAGACUUUGUGAGGCUAAGGAUCUCAAAUACAAACCUGUUCUCUGGGAGAAAAAACUCCUCCAUGGUCGCCUGGGGGUAGGUAUGAAAAAAAGAGAAUUGUCAAAGCAUGUGGAGCAAGACUUCUCUCUCUGUCUCUGUCUCUCUUUCUUUCCUUCUUUCUCUCUCUCUCUUAAGAUUAAGUGAUUGACAUGCGUACAUGUUCAUAUUCUUGGCUUCCAAUUUUUGGCUGAAAUCCCUUUGGAGAAAACACAACAUAAAGCUCACUUCUGACCCUUUUUAUUAUUAUUAUUAUGCUGUGAACUGGAGCACUCCUGUAAUUAUUAAGAAGUCUGUUAAUAAAUAAAUGAAUCAAGACGGUAGAAAAGUGUUCAAAUACAUAUCUUGCAUACUUGGUAUAUUUUUAAUGUUCACUAUUUCUCCUUUUAGAGAGUGGGCGUUACCCAGAGGUAGUCUGGUGUAAAAUUAAUUCAGGGUCAAACACACCAUAACACUGAGUUAGACAUCCCCCUUAAGAGAUAUAUGUUGCAGACCACUUGCUUCUCGAGUUGUACCAACUUUAGUAAUGACCGCACAAUAGCAAUACACAACAGUCUGAGGAGCCACACACUAACCUCAACCCAAAAAACACUCUAUAGCCACAAAUAAUGCUCAGAACAGCACCUAACUUCAUCAACAGGACAUAUAGGGUCCUAGCCACAGCACUAGCCACCAAACAUCUAUUUAGCAUUGCCUAAUUUCUUUAGCAAAGAGACUAAACACAACUCACCUAAUCUCUUCCGGCAGCCUCUUGUUUGUGGUGAGACCUCAGGCCCGUCCAUUACGGACUGCUGUGGGGUGAUGCAGCCUCAGGAAGAACAUUUAUGAUCGUUUCUUUAUCAUUUCCUUGAAGUAGUAAUCGCCAUAUUAAUCAUUUUGCACUGCAGACGCGGUAGUUCUUCUGCCUUAGCAUCUCAGUCUGUUUGCAAUUCCAUGAAGAAAUGGGGUACACCUGUCGACUGCAAGGCCAAUUCUUAAAACGUUUCAGGCUGCUGUCUUUGAAAACCUUCAUUUCAGCUUCCAUGUGACACACUUUAUUUAAGCCACUAUCCCUUUAAGGAACCCCGAGUAUUGCAGAACUCAGCAUUCUUGUAGCAUCCCGUACAUGAGCAAAAUUUCAGAUUAUAAAGUUGAUGUGUGUUGAAUUAAUCCUCAAAUGAGACUACAAGCUGCUCUGAAUGGCGUGUUCAGAAUGUCACAUGAGAAUUCAGUGAAAUCACAUUCAUCACAUUUUUCACACCUAAAUCACAGUGUGUCAGUUCUGAACAUGUAAUAGCUAAUGUUUAAUAUCAACCCUACUCUAGUUUUUAGGUUUUUUUUAUAAACAUUUACUUUUGAGAAGAACUGUUGGAGUUUUCUGUUGAACAAUGAAUACUGUCAAAAUGAAUGACACAUUGUCUGUAGACCAAUUACUUUACAGUGCUUGCUUGUGCUACAAAUAACUUUCAGGGCCAUCCUCGAACACAUGAACCUGCAACACAAGAUGACUUACCUUCAAGCAUCCAAAAAAUGGGAAAACUUGAAGAAGAAAUAUAAGGUAGUGUUUUUUCAUACCAGUAUUAUUCUGACAUUCAUCAACAUGUUUAUACGAAUCUUGCUAAGUUCUUUCUCUUUGUUUCCUCAGGAGUUGAAGCACCCUCCAGAAGGCGUCCAAGUGAUCCCUGAAAAUUGGCGUUAUUUCAAACUGAUGGACGACGCCUUGGAGGGUCGGCUGGAAUGCGACGUCCCUAUCCUCAAGAACCUCAGCAUAAACAAAGACGUCGGGGAUUCCGGACCCGUCAGACCCAAGAAGAGAAGGUUACACACGGUGAUGAACUCAGCCUAUUUAGCAGGAGGGUCAGAGAUUGAGGUCUCCCUAAAUGGAGAUAAGGACGGGGAGGAGUGGGCUGCUCAGGAGGGAGACGAAGACUUGGAUCACAUCAUGCAAGAGGUGGACAAUGAGAGGGACAUGAUGGACAGCGAGCGGCUGAUGAUGGAAAGAGAAAAACAGAUGAUGGACAGGGAGCGGAUGGUGCUGCAGCGGGAGAGGGCAGUGCUGGAUCGGGAGAUGGCUGCCGUGGAGCGAGACCGAGCCUCGCUGGAGAGAGAGAGGGCCACAAUAGAGAGAGAAAAGGCAAUGCUGGAGAGGGAGAGGGCGAUGGUGGAGAGAGAGAGAGCAGAGGUGAGCCGAAACAAACUGUCUCUGGAGAGGGAGAGAGCGAAACUCGCAAGGCUUUUUGCCACAAAAGAAAGAACAAUGGGUGAGGAGGGAACACAGGACGGCAGCCAAAUGAAAGACUCAGAGGACACAAACAGGAAAGAGAGGUUUCUCAACUUGUUUGAAAAACUCAUUGACAAUUUUUGAUUUUUUUCUUAUUCUUUUUUUUUUCAGCCCUGAGCAAAGAGUUUCCAACUUUGCUGCAUCUGAGAAAUAAAAUGAAUAGUCUAGCAUACGUCACCUUCAAGUUUUUCAUGAAAAGGUUGAGCUGCCCUUUCCAAGCAACUUAAUUCAACUCCAUACAAAAGCAAGCUGUUAGUGUCGACCAUAUUCACAAAAGCGGCACUCCUCUCCUAAAGCAAACAGUCUUCUUUAGAUAAACUCUUUUAUUACAGACUUUUUGUAUGGCUGUUGUGUAAUCCUUGUUCUUUAAAGAGGCGGUAUUCUGCGUAUUUAAAAAAGGAAAAGCCACAUGAAAAUUUAUCAAGAACAAACAGGAAAAGUUGAUUGAGCAGCAUGCCAUCUAUUCUGAAAACAGCAAUCAUAUUCUAUUUCUCAGUCACUAUUGUUGCGGUAACAAGCUAAAGAAACACACAACAAUAAUUUAGUGAACUGUGACUAGGCACAGUGUGUAGAAAUGGGAACACUUUCUCAUUUCUAGCAGCAGACACCGUUCUAAAACACUCCCUUUUUUACCCUUUUGAUGUCAAAGUGACAGUGGCCUUCGAGGACUAGAAGCUCCUGUGAGGUAAGACAACCAUGGUUGUAUAUUUGUCAAGUUUUUACCAUCAAAAACUUACAUUAAUGCCAAGUUUUUUGUGCAAAACAAAAGUAACAUUUGGUUUUUCUUACUGAAAAUAGAUGAAUAAUGUUGUGACAAGAAAAACUGCUGGCCACAAAGAUACAAGUCUUAAACUGUCUCACAUGAACUGACAGGAAAGGCUAAAAAAUUUCUGCACAUCCUUGAAAUAUAAGAGUAUUUAGAACCCCAAUUUAAAUGAACCCUUAAUAUCCAGUUUAAAAUCUUAAUAGAUGAAGUGCCCUUGUAAUGCAGUUGAUUCAUGUUGUGGCCAUCCUUACACACAUGAGCAUGCACUGCGAGAUGACCCACACUAAGGAAUCUAAAAAAGGUAUAUUGAUUAUGGCGCCAUCUGCUGGGUAAAGUGACAGUGACAUAAUGAAAUACGUCUCAGCACACUUCUUACAUGCCGAAAUUUUGGUGUACGCUGAACUUUAAAGCUCCUGUAAAGAGUUUUUUGACAUCUGUGCAAUAGUAAGAAAUUCAUAUUUAUGCUGCCUUAUGAGGUCUGAAAACUAAACAAAACCAUCUCUAAUAUGAUUGAUCAAUGUGUUUCCCCCACUUGUGAGGGGGUAGGUGUCAGCCAUGAAGCUGAAGAAAAAGUUUUUAUGCUUCACAGAAAUUAUUCAUAAUAAAUUAUGCAUUUCACUGUCAAAAGUCAACAGAUAGAUUUUUAGUUAAAAGACACUGAUGCAUUUAGAGAAUAAGAUGAGCAAAGACUACUUCGUCGCCAAAAGGGACACAACCCAAAAGUUACUCACAGGAGCUUUAAUUGAAAAUGAACUGUAUACUUUACCAUUGAGAUCAUAGUUAAAAACAAAGAUCCACUCCUUGUUCAGAGAGGUCUUCAAAACAACUUUAUUCACUUGUGGUUAUUCCAUACAAAGCACACAAUAGCAAGCUGUUGGCAUUAAUCUUUACCCCCUCCACAAAAUCAACACCCCCCCUCCCAAAUCAACCAAAAGUCUUUAUUUGAUCAUCUCUACACAUUGAAGUCUUUAGUUUAGGCUACUGUGUACCUUCAAAACAUCAGCUUUUGAAAUCUUACCUACCAAAUAUUGCAGUUCAUGUAAAAAAUAUUUUUUUUCCACUUUCAGAAUAUAUAUUUUUAUAUUACAGUACAGACUUUACAACAAGUGAAUGUGUUUAAAUGCUUCUUUUAUUGCAUUAGAUACUUAAUUUGCCUUCAUUAAGCUCCAGCUUCAAUAAGUUUAUGCUAGUAUACAUUUCCAAAAAAUGUUAGAUUUGUCAUUAAUAUUAUUUUUACAAAAGAAAAAAAAAACAUACUCAAACAUUACUGGUUGUUUCUUGCCAGUUAUGAACAGACAUCAAUCAGAAACAUACAGGUGAGAGUUCUUAAUAAACUGUAUUCUCCGAA
Messenger RNA from Xyrichtys novacula (pearly razorfish), 4813 nucleotides. The record is from the annotation of a GenBank genome assembly. Lineage: Eukaryota; Metazoa; Chordata; Actinopteri; Labriformes; Labridae.